GCGUGCGAGGACCUACGCGAGCUCAUGGCCGAAGUUGGCAUGGAGACGCCAGGGGCAGCGCAGGAGUACAACAAGACGCGAUUUGCUUCGUUGGUGGAGCAAGUGCGGGCUUCGCCCGCCACAACUCCGGACCAGCGAAGCCGGCUGGAGCAAGUCACGUCGCUCUACGCCGGAGUGCGCCAGGAGAACGGGUGCCACCUCUUCCUGGCAGGCGCGUGGCCCCGGCAGAAAGGCAGCGUCCUGCGGCAGAACCAGCAGCACCGGCUGCUCCGCAGAUCCCAGCCCUUUGCGCAGGCAGCGCCGACCGAGCGGAGGACUUUCCGUCUCCGGGCAAGUUCGGCGCUGUUCACCUUCAACUCCCUGGCGCUGAAAAGGGAGAGCUGGUCAGACUUUCUCACGUGGCUCGCCACGCUGGAGUUCGUGGCUCGGUUCACCGCAACUAUGGAGGAUUCCUACCAUUCAGCGCAUGAGGGAAGAGUUCAUUUGCACUUCUUCGCCGAAUUCAACCGCCCUGUUGACUGGACCACGCUGCGGCCCGUGAUAUUUGGAGGCAUUACGCCAAACGCGCAGCCAACUCGCGCGCGAGGUCCUCGAACCAGGGAAGCCAUGGACCAGGGCCAUUUCUACUGCUACGCGCAGAAGGUGGGCACUUUGGAAGUGGCGACCUCCAACUAUGAGCCUUGGAUCCACUACACGGUUAAGGGGCCUUGGUUGGAUUCCCUAUGGAGCGCGCACAAGCUGUCGCACCAGACGUACCUCCAGUGCCAGGUUCGCACUGGCUUCAUCGGGCGCCAGCGGCAGGUGGAGGCAGUGCAGAUGCACGAGGAGCGCGGACGGCUGCUGGAGCAGCAAGCUGCCGCAGAGGUGUCGCUGCAGCGCCUGAAAGGCGAUUUCAAGGCACCGGCGCUGGCGCGAUGCGAGUCCUGGGCAUCCCAAUACCAAGAGCCGAAGAUGAGGUACAAGUUUCUGAUCUUGAGAGGAGGCUCGCAGAGUGGCAAAAGCACUCUUGCAAAAAGCCUUGGUGACAUUUUCGGACUGGGUAAGCCUUUCAUACAGACCGUGCAAGAUGCGGAGGCUGCAGAUUUAAAGGGCUUUGACAGGCAGCAGUACGGCUACAUACUGUUUGAUAACAUCAACAGUAUGGAGUUUGUCCUUUCUCAGCGGGCGCUCUUCCAAGCAAAUUGCGAUGUUCACCAGCUGGCUCAGUCCAAGACUGGCAUCUAUUCGUACGCCGUUUGGCUCUUUAAAAUCCCGAUUGUUGGCACAGUGGACAUGUCAGCAACCUGGGACAGCCGUGAGCCGUGGCUGGCUGCCAAUAUGCACGAAGUGCUGCUUGACGGGCCCUGCUACUUGCCGCCCGCAGAGCCUUGA
Molecule: messenger RNA, 1371 nt
Organism: Effrenium voratum
Lineage: Eukaryota; Dinophyceae; Suessiales; Symbiodiniaceae
Source: the annotation of a GenBank genome assembly